Molecule: messenger RNA, 3530 nt
Organism: Durio zibethinus
Lineage: Eukaryota; Viridiplantae; Streptophyta; Magnoliopsida; Malvales; Malvaceae
Source: RefSeq, a predicted model, not a curated record
AGUGAAAAUAUGAGUUUGAGGAUGAAGCCUCCGUCUUCUUCCACAUUCUUGCUCUGCUUCUUCUUCUUCGUUGUCUUCUUUUGGUGCAGCAAAUCCAAUGCCCAGAAUGCCACCACUGACCCCUCUGAAGUGAGGGCAUUGAACUCAAUCUUCCAACAAUGGGAUACACAAGCAGUGGAGUCAUGGAACAUCAGUGGAGAGCCAUGCAGUGGACUUGCUCGCAGUCAAAGUGACUCUGUCUUUGAUGAUCCUUCUAAUAAUCCAGCUAUCAGAUGUGAUUGUUCUUUCAACAACAACACUCUCUGCCACAUCACUAGACUGAGGGUAUAUGCUCUAGAUAGGCGAGGAGUGAUACCAGAGGAGCUUUUGGAUUUGCCUUUUCUGACGAACUUGAAGAUUGAUCAAAACUUCUUCUCUGGUCCUUUGCCCGCAUUUAUUGGAAAUAUGUCUAGACUAACCUUUCUGUCACUUGCCCACAAUGAUUUCACUGGACCCAUUCCAAUGGAGCUUGGAAAUCUUAAGGAGCUAUAUUUGCUGUCUUUUGGUAUUAAUAGUUUCUCUGGGACACUCCCUCCGGAACUUGGUAAUUUAGUCAACCUUGAACAACUUUACAUUGACAGUUCUGGAUUGGGUGGUGAGAUUCCCUCAACUUUUGCGAAUCUUGAAAACCUGCAAAUUGUGUGUGCAUCUGACAAUGCUUUCACUGGCAAAAUACCUGACUUUAUUGGCAAUAACUGGACAAAGCUUGCAUCAUUGAGAUUUGAAGGGAACUCCUUUGAAGGGCCUAUACCGUCCAGUUUUGUAAACUUAACCUCAUUGACGUCUUUGCGAAUUGGUGGUAUUUACAAUGGGAGCUCUUCUCUUGAUUUUAUAAGAAAUCUAAAGAACUUGACUGACUUAGUACUAAGAAAUGUCUUACUCACUGGUAUUAUGCCAUCUUAUAUAACAGAAUUACAAUCUUUACAAAAGCUGGAUUUGAGUUUCAACAACUUAACAGGCCAAAUUCCUAGUGCUUUGUUCAAUAUGAAUUCUCUUAGCUACUUGUUUCUUGGAAAUAAUAGUCUUUCAGGUUCAAUUCCCAGCCAAAAGAGCGAAACUCUUCAGACUAUAGAUUUAUCGUACAAUUUGCUAUCAGGAAACUUGCCCUUAUGGGUAAACUUAGGCUUACAACUGAAUUUUGCGGGCAACAACUUAACAUUUAACAGCUCAAACUCAGGGCUUUUACCAGGAUUGGAAUGCCUUCAAAGAAGCUUCCCAUGCAAUAGAAAUACUCCACGAUAUGCAAACUUCUCGAUCAAGUGUGGUGGCCCACAGAUGAUUUCUAAUGAAAUAGUUUUUGAGGCUGAAAACAGAACUCUUGGGGCGGCAGCAUUUAAUGUAACCAGUACACAGAAAUGGGCAGUUAGCAAUGUAGGUUUGUUUGCAGACAGACAAAAUCAACAGUAUGUGCAGAAUACCUUGGCACAAGUGAGAAGUACCAACACUCCGGAGUUGUAUCAGACUUCAAGGCUAUCCCCUGGAUCACUCAGAUACUAUGGCCUAGGCCUUGAGAAUGGACCUUAUAGGAUAACCUUGUUCUUUGCAGAAACAGCUUUCCCAGACAGAACCACACAGUCUUGGAAGAGUCUGGGGAGGCGUGUGUUCGAUGUUUAUAUUCAGGGAACCCACCAAUUAAGGGAUUUUGAUAUAUCAAAGGAGGCAGGUGGUGCUGAGAGAGCAAUAACUAGGAAUUUCACUGCUAAUGUAACGGAGAACCAUCUUGAAAUUCACCUGUUUUGGGCCGGUAAGGGUACCUGCUGUACACCUGAACAAGGUUAUCAUGGUCCAUCCAUUUCAGCUAUUAAUGUUGUUUCAGGUAAGACACCUUCCGUCAGUGGGAUACCACCGGGCACUAGUAAAGAGAAGAACCAUACAGGAUUGAUUGUUGGUAUUUCAGUUCCUGUUAUUUUCGUGGCUUUGAUACUCAUAUUUGCAAUUAUAUAUGUUAUGAGAAGAAAAGAAGAUGUUGAUGAGGAAGUGCUUCUUGGUAUUGGCCGACCAAACACAUUUAGUUAUUCUGAGUUGAAAGCCGCCACAGAAGACUUCAGUUCUUCAAAUAAAUUAGGAGAAGGGGGGUUCGGACCUGUAUACAAGGGUACGCUUUCUGAUGGGAGAGUUGUGGCUGUGAGGCAACUUUCAGUAGCAUCACACCAAGGGAAGAAUCAAUUUGUUACUGAGAUAGCUACCAUAUCAGCAGUGCAACACCGUAAUCUUGUCAAACUAUAUGGGUGCUGCAUUCAAGGAAAUAGGCGCCUCCUUGUUUACGAGUAUCUUGAAAACAAAAGCCUUGAUCAGGCACUCUUUGGACAUAAUGACUUACAUCUUGAUUGGCCAACCCGCUUCAAUAUCUGCUUGUCAACAGCAAGAAGGCUAGCUUAUCUGCAUGAGGAGUCUAGGCCAAGGAUUGUCCAUAGAGAUGUCAAGGCAAGCAAUAUUUUGCUUGAUGCAGAGCUGUGCCCGAAGAUAUCUGAUUUUGGAUUGGCAAAGCUGUAUGAUGACAACAAAACUCACAUCAGCACUCGGGUUGCAGGAACCAUUGGCUACCUGGCACCAGAGUAUGCAAUGCGAGGGCAUCUCACUGAGAAAGCUCAUGUUUUCAGCUUUGGUGUUGUUGCUUUGGAGGUUCUCAGUGAUAGACCAAACUCAGACAAUACCUUAGAAAAUUACAGAAUUUAUCUUCUUGAAUGGACAUGGAACCUGCAUGAAAAAAACCAAAGCUUGAGUCUGUUGGAUCCAACUUUAGUAGAGUUCGAUGAAAAUGAAGCUCUGCGAAUGAUAGGAGUGGCACUUUUAUGCACUCACGCAUCACCAGCAAUGCGGCCAUCCAUGUCUCGUGUGGUGGCUAUGCUUGCUGGAGAUAUUGAAGUGAGCAAUGUUACAUCAAAACCAAGUUAUUUAACAGACUGGGAUUUCAAGGAUAUAACAAGCACCUUAAUGAGUGAAGAAACACAAACAUCCAUUGUAUCCGAUAGCAGCGACAUCAACAAGAGUAAGAACAAGACUGUUUCAGGGACAGAACCAAUUGUCUCCCCAGUAAACGUUACUGAAUUAAGUGACAUUAUUGGAGAAGGAAGGUAAGAGUUGUUUAUUCCAUACUGCUACUUAUACCAUGUCAUUAUGUUGGAACACACAAUUUUGGUACUUUUCUUAUGCUGUUUCUUCGGCUGCCUACUUUGAAGUUCUAGAAACUAUCCUUUCUGUUCAUAUAUAUAGUUAUGAUCUUGUAAUUAAUAUACUUUGGCAAUAUUUUGAAAUUCAGACCACAAAAACUUGCGGUUGUUGGAAUGUAAUGUAUAUGCCAUAAAUAUAAGGGAACACCACUUUUCAAAGCAAAAAAAAGAAAAAAUCAUAUUAUCACUGUCAUUUAAAAGUAUCAAAUUAAUUAAGCAGGUCAUGAUGCGAUUCGGUGUAAUAUAAGUCGUGUUUGAUAUGAUUCAUUAUUAAAUAAUUAAAUUGGGUCAAAUACGAUAUAUUUGAGUGCUAUGUUGAGU